AUGCUACGCUACCAAUCUGUCUGCAUUGCAGUACUCAGCCUGAUACCUGCUCCAGGCUUCCUUGUAGCUGGCCAGACCGGUGUACAAUGCAGCACUGAUACAAAAGCCCCCAGAAUCGCUGGAAACGAUUGCACUCAGGCACUUAAACAGGUUAUCUACCAGGGCAGAAGUCCGUCCUCUCAGCCUGCUGCGCCACCUGUAAUUCAAGAGAUUGAAACUCACAUUGAAAGGGUUUCUGGAAGCUGUGUGGUAGUUUAUGAUAGGUUAAGAAGCGUCCCGGUUGGUGGUAAACCUCCAUUGAUAACCCAGGUAAAUUUUGAAAAUGCCAUCAAAGCAAUUGUAACUCAAUGUAAAGGUCUUGCUGGAAGUAUCAAUGCCCUAGAGGAUGCACGGGUUACUUUUCAGAUCAAGCAACCUAAAACCAAUCCAGUUGAAAAGGAACUCACACCGAUCCCCACCGAAUCAUCAUCACCAAACCUCCAACUCCAGGAUGGCGAGGGCCCCGCAAGGACAUCUACAUGGACCGAGGAAGACUACGAGACCGUGGCUAUCAAGGUCGUUCGGAGAGAGCCCAAGGGACCGAAAUCACUCAGACGAUCACAGAUGCAACGACAACAGCAGCAGCAGAGGGAAGCCGCCGCCACCCAAUCCGCACUCGGAUACCUUUCCGAUAGUGCUCCAGUCCUGGCCGCUGGCGAUCACGCCGGGUUCCUCUCUCCCCAUCCAUCAACAGCCGUCGGUCGGGUACCCCUCCUCAAGGAUGUCGACGACAAACUCAAGAAGGAGAUCGCAAUCAUGAAACGUCUCAGGCACAAACAUAUCGUCCAGCUGAAGGAGGUCAUCGACGAUGCCAAGAGCAAGAAAGUCUUUAUGAUCUUGGAAUUCAUGGAGGGUGGCCAAGUCCUAUGGCAAGACCCCCUCACCCACACUCCCCUGAUGUCCGUCGAGCAGGCACGGAACACGUUCAGACAAGUUCUGCUUGGACUCGAGUACUUACACUACCAAGGCAUCAUCCACCGUGACAUCAAGCCUGCUAAUCUGCUAUGGACUGCCGACCGAGAGACAGUCAAGAUAUCCGAUUUCGGGGUCUCUCACAUCUCCGGCGUCCUCAAGCGCUCGGCAUCCAACUGCAAUCUGCCGGCCAGCAUAGUCCCAAGUGAUGGGCCCGCCGACGAGUCUCCGCGGACGAUCAACUCAACAGACGAUAAAGCCUUACGCAAGACCGAAGGCAGUCCGGCCUUCAUGGCUCCCGAACUCUGCUGCCCCGUCGAGGCCACCCCGGGCAUCACUCCACCCGAAGCGACCGCAGUCGACUACUUCACCCAGCGCAGAAGCUCCACCCUGAACAAACCCGCCAGCACCAGCACAUCCGAUUCCCCAAAUACCCCACCCAAGCACAACAUCCCAUUGGCCUGCUCAGCCCGUCUCAUCUCACUCCCACUGCCCAUCAAGACCUUUGCUAAAGGCGAACGGCCUGCUGUCGGGAAGGCCAUCGACAUAUGGGCACUCGGCGUCACCCUAUACUGCUUACUGUUCGGACGAACCCCGUUCAAUGCACCGAAUGAGUACGAACUGUUUAACGUCAUUUGGAACGAACCUAUCUUGGUGCCCGAGACGAUGGGCAUCGAACGACAAUCACUUGAAUUCGAUCCCGCUAAUCGCUCGCUCGACGGGCCCGUACAGAGGGACUCGAGGGAACUGAUCGACCUGUUGGGCAAACUAUUGGAAAAAGAUCCACGCAAACGGAUCAAACUUGAAGAUGUCAAGGUUCAUCCCUGGGUCCUCAACAACCUCGACAACACUCAACAUUGGGUUCACGAAACCGCUCCUGUAGGGGGUGAUGCAGUCUACGUGACGACGGAAGAAGUCGCCAACUUUUCACGGCCCCGAGCUAGUCUGACGACCCACAAACCGCUGUUUGGCGUCAAGCAGAGCCUCCGAAAAGCGGCCAUCAAGUUAGGCCUACAGAGACCAACCAACAAGAUCUCAAGGAUCAGAUCAAAGAGUGUGAGUAGCGGCGCCAGCGGCUCACCAAGUCCCCAAGUCGAAGCCACUUUCCCAGUCAUCAACCCCCGCCACUCUCCCUUGUCAUCCACCUCUCACGUCCGCCAAAAGAUCUCAAUCGACACAACCCAUCUGCCCCCUAGUAGCCACCCUAGACCCGAGACUCCACCGAUCACGCCUCUUUCAUAUCCAUUGAGCACGAGUGCAUCCAUCAAGCGCGGUUUUGGCGUCUGUUCAGGAUGGAGCUCGGCCAUCACCCCCAAGCCGACCAUCCUCCAAUCCACAUCCUCUCGGCACACCGGCCUUCCUCCACAGCCCGGAAGUCCAGUCUAUUCUACCUCCCACCGCCGAACGGGAACAACCAGCCGGCCUCAAACCCCAGUCAGGGUCGGUCCUUCCCACUCGUGUCUCUCCUCGGUAUCUUCCCGCUCCGGCUCGCCCUCCCAGGCCAACGAUGGCCCGAGCCAUUCCUCCACGCGUUCAGUCCCCCGCAGCUCCUCCCCAAGCACCUGCCUGCUAGUCAACCAGCUCCACCGCUCCUCCAUCCAUGCCAACCAUCCGCACAUGUUACUCGACCCGAUCUCGUUCCCGGUGGACAAGAACAACCAUCGGCGCUCGCUGCCCAGCUCCCCCGCACCUCUCCACGCACUCACCUCACUCUCGCGCACCUCGCUGAUCCCGCCCCGCACGGCCUCGCCCGCCUGCACCAGCGAGGCUGAAUUUCAGGCCCGGCUUGCCCCUCCGCCCACUUGGUUCAGGGACGCGCUCUUCCGGGUCAGACGCCGCUUCACUCGCUCGCCCCAUCGUCGCAACAGCCACCUUACCGACCUGUCCACAUCCGACGACCUCGACCGGACGCCCAUCCAAGCCCGCGAUCCUUCUGCCGACCCCUGCUCGCGUCUGCCCGCAACGGGCUCCAAAGAGUUCUUCGACCACCUCAGAGCCCAUCGUCCGCCCUCUGAAGUCUUCUCCUCCGACCCCGAACCGUCUAUCUCCCCCGACCACUCCCGGCUCCCGGAAGCAGUCGGUGACGGUCAAGAGGGGGAGGAUGAGGAUGAGGAUGAUGAGGAGGAGGAAGAGGUCGGCUCGGAGAGCCUCGGAAAGCCGCUGAUGUUCCACGACGGCACCCAAUGGACCUUCCCAGCCACCGACGAGAAUGGACUCAAAACGCGCGGGCGAGACGGGGCACACGACUGGCUGGAGCAGAUGAUGGUUUCGCAGAAAGAGGGCCCCCAGACGACGCCGGCAGUCCACGAAGCUGCGCGCGACCUCGAGGGCCUCGCCCUGGACUCCGACCCCUCCCCCUCUCCGAACCCGAAGCCCACUUCUGUUCGCCACGACUUGUUGCUCGCCCCGCCCGGCCCCUCUUCCUCAUCCUCGCCCUGGAUCCAGCCCCGGCUCACGUUCAGACCCGCCUCCAUCGAGGUCAAGCGCAGGAAACGCGGCUGCUCCAGAAGCGAAGGCUCUUGA
Molecule: messenger RNA, 3474 nt
Organism: Puccinia triticina
Lineage: Eukaryota; Fungi; Basidiomycota; Pucciniomycetes; Pucciniales; Pucciniaceae
Exons: 11
Coding region: 1-3474 (1157 amino acids)
Biological process (GO): protein phosphorylation
Molecular function (GO): protein kinase activity; ATP binding
Source: RefSeq, a predicted model, not a curated record